Molecule: messenger RNA, 615 nt
Organism: Triticum dicoccoides
Lineage: Eukaryota; Viridiplantae; Streptophyta; Magnoliopsida; Poales; Poaceae
Product: leucoanthocyanidin reductase-like
Exons: 4
Coding region: 40-615 (191 amino acids)
Source: RefSeq, a predicted model, not a curated record
UCAUCAGCUUCUAGCAAGCUAGGCACAACGACGGAAGCGAUGGCGCCUUGCGAGGAAGUACCUCGUUCCGGCCCGGCACUCAUCGUGGGCGCCACCGGCUUCAUCGGUCGUUUCGUGGCGGAGGCCUGCCUCGACAGCGGGCGCAGGACCUUCAUCCUCGUCCGCCCCGGCAACGCCUGCCCCGCGCGCGCGGCCUCCGUCGACGCGCUCCUACGCAAAGGCGCCUUGGUCGUCGAGGGACGCGUCGAUGGGAAAGACGGCAGGAGGUCCGUGGAGCCGGCGCUCCGCGCGCACGGCAUCCAGGUGGUGAUCUCGGUGAUGGGUGGCGCCAACAUCCUCGACCAGCUCGGCCUCAUCAAAGCCAUCCAAGCCGCCGGCACCGUCAAGAGGUUUCUGCCGUCGGAGUUCGGGCACGACGUGGACAGGGCGCGCCCGGUGGGGGCCGGGGUGGGGUUCUACGAGGAGAAGCGGCGUGUCCGGCGGGCGGCGGAGGCGGCCGGCGUGCCCUACACCUACAUCUGCUGCAACUCCAUCGCCGGCUGGCCAUACUUCGACAACAUGCACCCGUCCGAGGUAUACCCACGCCUUGCCUUUCUCUUUGUUCCUUUACCGUGA